Lonchura striata (white-rumped munia) is the source of this 687-nucleotide messenger RNA. The record is from RefSeq and is a predicted model, not a curated record. NCBI's taxonomy places the organism in Eukaryota, Metazoa, Chordata, Aves, Passeriformes, Estrildidae.
AUGAUCGGCACGGCCCCCCCAUCACCCGCACAGCCCCUGAUCGAUCACCCUCACAGCCCCGAUCACCGGCGCGGCCCCGACCGCCGCCCCGCGCUCCCCGGUGCCGGCGGUGCCCAGCGCCGCCCGGCAGGCGCCACGGAGCGGCAAUCGCAGCUCAUUCACCGGCUGUCCGUGCUGGCGGCGGAGAAACAGGGCGAGUCUGAACGCACUCCACAGCUUAAAUACUAUGAACACGUAAAGGUAGCACUGACGGUGCCCGAGCGGGGCUCGGGGCUGUGGUGCCAGCCGCUGUGCCCGCAGGUGAACGAUGCUGAGAGCACGGUGUCGGUGGAGUUCACGCCCACCAUCCCCCACUGCAGCAUGGCCACCCUCAUCGGCCUCUCCAUCAAGGUCAAGCUGCUCCGCUCUCUGCCCGACAGGUUCAAGCUGGAUGUUCAUAUAACACCAGGAACACAUGCCUCUGAGCACGCAGUUAAUAAACAGCUCGCUGAUAAGGAACGUGUGGCAGCUGCUUUGGAAAACUCUCACCUGCUGGAAGUGGUGAAUCAGUGUUUGUCUGCUCGGUCAUAAUUGCCUGGUGAGGAAAUCAUUGGUGUUCUGAUCUACUUAACUAAUUUUGUAUAUAUGCGGUGAUGUUACAAAUUAUAUAAAACUGUGAGCAAAAUAAAAUCACUUAAAUUCUCUUGA